AAAGUGUAGUCUGGCAGAAAACAAGAGUGGAAAAUGACGAGCAGGAACGUAGAGAAGUUGACAUCAAUAGAUGCGCAGCUGAGGCUGUUGGCGCCUGCUAAAGUCUCGGAAGAUGACAAGUUGGUGGAGUACGAUGCUUUGCUAUUGGAUCGUUUCCUCGAAAUUCUUCAAGAUUUGCAUGGAGGGGAGAUAAGAGAAACGGUUCAAGAAUGCUAUGAGCUUUCGGCCGAGUACGAAGGAAAGCAUGACCCCAAAAUAUUGGAUGAUCUUGGGAAAGUCAUAACAAGUUUGGACCCAGGGGAUUCAAUUGUUGUAGCGAAAUCGUUCUCCCACAUGCUUAACUUGGCGAAUCUGGCAGAGGAGGUUCAGAUCGCGCAUCGGAGGAGGAUCAAGUUGAAGAAGGGUGACUUUGCCGAUGAAAGUUCGGCAACGACAGAGUCCGACAUCGAAGAGACGUUGAAGAGGCUUGUGGGACAAUUGAACAAGUCCCCUCAAGAAGUUUUUGAUGCUCUCAAGAAUCAGACUGUGGAUUUGGUCUUCACCGCCCAUCCUACUCAGUCAGUUCGAAGAUCUUUACUUCAGAAGCACGGAAGGAUCCGUAAUUGUUUAACACAGUUGUAUGCUAAAGACAUUACGCCGGACGAUAAGCAGGAACUGAAUGAGGCGCUACAAAGGGAGAUUCAAGCUGCCUUCCGAACAGAUGAGAUCCGAAGAAAUCCUCCCACCCCACAGGAUGAGAUGAGAGCAGGAAUGAGCUACUUCCAUGAAACCAUCUGGAAAGGUGUACCACAGUUUUUGCGUCGUAUCGACACAGCUUUGAAGAACAUAGGGAUACACGAACGUGUUCCCUACAAUUGUCCCCUUAUUCAAUUCUCUUCAUGGAUGGGAGGGGAUCGUGACGGGAAUCCCAGGGUAACUCCUGAAGUUACAAGAGAUGUAUGCUUGUUGGCUAGAAUGAUGGCUGCUAACUUGUACUUCUCCCAAAUAGAGGAUCUUAUGUUCGAGUUGUCAAUGUGGCGAUGCACGGACGAACUCCGUGCUCGUGCAGAUGAACUUUUUAGGACUUCAAAAAAAGAUGCAAAGCAUUACAUAGAAUUUUGGAAACAGAUUCCUCCGAAUGAACCCUAUCGUGUUAUUCUUGGUGACUUGAGGGACAAGCUAUAUAACACACGUGAACGUGCUCGUAGCCUACUGGCCGAUGGGUGGUCAGAAAUUCCUGAAGAAGCAACUUUCACCAAUGUGGAGCAGUUUCUGGAGCCUCUUGAGCUCUGCUACCGAUCACUCUGCGCUUGUGGCGAUCGACCAAUAGCAGAUGGAAGCCUUCUUGAUUUCUUAAGGCAACUUUCUACCUUUGGGCUUUCAUUUGUAAGACUUGAUAUCCGGCAAGAAUCUGACAGGCAUACUGAUGUCCUCGACGCCAUCACCAAGCACCUAGAUAUCGGAUCAUAUAAAGAAUGGACUGAGGAACGCAGACAGGAGUGGCUCUUAUCUGAACUCAGAGGCAAGCGCCCACUAUUCGGCCCUGAUCUUCCCAAAACAGAAGAAGUCGCUGAAGUGUUGAACACAUUCCAUGUCAUUUCAGAACUGCCACCGGACAACUUUGGUGCCUACAUAAUCUCAAUGGCAACGACCCCAUCUGAUGUGCUUUCUGUCAAACUUUUACAACGUGAAUGCCAUGUGAAGCACCCAUUACGGGUGGUUCCGCUGUUCGAAAAACUGGAUGAUCUCGAUGCUGCUCCGGCCGCCAUGGCUCGUCUCUUCUCUAUAGAUUGGUACAAAGAUCACAUCAAUGGAAAACAAGAAGUAAUGUUAGGUUACUCGGAUUCUGGAAAGGAUGCCGGCCGUCUCUCUGCAGCUUGGAAGCUAUACAAGGCUCAAGAGGAACUCGUAAAGGUGGCAAAGCAGUAUGGGGUUAAGCUGACAAUGUUCCAUGGCCGAGGAGGGACAGUUGGACGAGGAGGAGGACCCACCCAUCUUGCUAUACUGUCUCAACCGCCCGACACAAUUAACGGAUCAUUUCGUGUAACGGUUCAAGGUGAAGUUAUUGAGCAAUCAUUUGGAGAGGAGCACUUGUGCUUCAGAACACUUCAGCGUUUUACCGCUGCUACACUUGAACACGGAAUGCAUCCCCCUGUGUCACCAAGACCAGAAUGGCGUGCACUCAUGGAUGAAAUGGCAACCGUUGCAACAAAAGAAUACCGUUCUGUAAUCUUCCAGGAGCAUCAGUUCGUUGAAUACUUUCGCCUGGUGACACCAGAAUUGGAGUAUGGUCGGAUGAAUAUUGGCAGUCGCCCAUCAAAACGAAAGCCAAGCGGAGGCAUCGAAUCACUCCGUGCAAUCCCAUGGAUCUUUGCAUGGACUCAAACGAGAUUCCAUUUGCCUGUGUGGCUUGGCUUUGGGGCUGCUUUUAAACAUGUCCUUGACAAGGAUAAAAAGAAUCUCCAAAUUCUUCAAGACAUGUACAACCAAUGGCCUUUCUUUAGAGUCACAAUGGACUUAAUCGAAAUGGUGUUUUCCAAGGGAGACCCUGGGAUCGCUGCCUUAUACGACAAGCUGCUAGUAUCACAGGAUCUCUGGUCCUUCGGGCAGAAAUUGAGAACAAACUAUGAAGAGACUAGAAUUCUUAUUCUCCAGGCUGCUGGACACAGAGAUCUUCUUGAAGGAGAUCCGUACCUGAAGCAGAGACUCCGUCUUCGCGAUGCUUACAUCACAACGCUUAAUGUGUGCCAAGCAUACACAUUGAAGAGGAUCCGAGACCCGGAUUAUCACUGCAAGGUGAGGCCUCACUUAUCCAAGGAGACACCAAGCAAGCUCGCUGCGGAACUUGUGAAUCUUAAUCCGAAAAGCGAGUAUGCUCCUGGUCUUGAAGACACCCUUAUUUUGACCAUGAAGGGUAUCGCUGCUGGCAUGCAGAACACUGGUUGAAAAUCCACUGUUGUUUUCUUGUCUUCUCAUGCAUGCUUUUCCCUAUUGAUUGUCUGAAAUGUAUUGCCUUUCAAGGGCUGAAUUUUUGCAUUCAAUAAAUCCUUUAUUAUUAUU
Hibiscus syriacus is the source of this 3039-nucleotide messenger RNA. Its product is annotated as phosphoenolpyruvate carboxylase, housekeeping isozyme-like. The record is from RefSeq and is a predicted model, not a curated record. Gene Ontology annotation, cellular component: apoplast; cytosol; chloroplast. The coding region runs from base 34 to 2925 and encodes 963 amino acids. Gene Ontology annotation, molecular function: phosphoenolpyruvate carboxylase activity. Gene Ontology annotation, biological process: tricarboxylic acid cycle; leaf development; carbon fixation. Lineage: Eukaryota; Viridiplantae; Streptophyta; Magnoliopsida; Malvales; Malvaceae. The transcript is spliced from 10 exons.